Molecule: messenger RNA, 799 nt
Organism: Chiloscyllium plagiosum (whitespotted bambooshark)
Lineage: Eukaryota; Metazoa; Chordata; Chondrichthyes; Orectolobiformes; Hemiscylliidae
Source: RefSeq, a predicted model, not a curated record
AACUCAAACAGGAUAGACCCAACUCCCACUGCAGUGCUGAGGGAGCGCCGCACUGUUGGAGGGUCAGUGCUGAGGGAGCGCCGCACUGUCGGAGGGUCGGGUGUGGAAGUGGCUGUGGAGGAUGGUGACCAUCAAGGUGAUGUUACUAGGCAACGAGCUAGUGGGCAAGACCUCGCUGAUCGUCUGUCUCACCAGCAGAGCCUUCCCCCAGGACAGUGUGCCAACUGUCUUUGAUGCCGUCACUACCCAGAUCACCGUGGACCAGCGGAUGGUCACUCUGAACUUGUGGGACACAGCUCCCCAAGAGGAGCAUAUGCUGUCCAUACGGCAGUUCUACUAUCCACAGACUGACAUCUUCAUCAUCUGUUUCUCCAUCGGGGACCCGGGCUCCUACCACGAUAUCUGGAAUGACUGGUACCCAGAGGUUAAACGCCAUCGACCCAACGUGCCCGUGUUACUGGUUGGCACCAAGAAGGAUCUCCGCCAUGAUCCCAGCACCAUCCUGAACCUCCUCAAACGUGAACUGGCACCAAUCAGUUACCAACAAGGGGCCAGGCUCGCCCGUAAGAUCAAGGCGGUGAAGUACAUGGAGUGCUCGGCGUUGCUGUGUGAUGGUGUCCUCGAGGUGUUUGAGGAGGCAGCACGGACUGUUCUCCAUCGGAGCCAUCGGAAGCAGACCAGGAGCUGUGUGCUGACCUGACAGGGACAACCAGCAGCAUGUGCCACCCACCCCUUCCCCCUCACUCCCUCUCCCAACCUCUCACUCUCUCUCCUUUACCCUCUCACUUGCUCUCUCUCU